Talaromyces stipitatus ATCC 10500 is the source of this 1353-nucleotide messenger RNA. RefSeq names its product NifU-related protein. NCBI's taxonomy places the organism in Eukaryota, Fungi, Ascomycota, Eurotiomycetes, Eurotiales, Trichocomaceae. The transcript is spliced from 2 exons. The coding region runs from base 69 to 941 and encodes 290 amino acids. The record is from RefSeq and is a predicted model, not a curated record. Gene Ontology annotation, cellular component: mitochondrion. Gene Ontology annotation, molecular function: iron ion binding; iron-sulfur cluster binding. Gene Ontology annotation, biological process: iron-sulfur cluster assembly.
GACAAACCUCAUCGCGACCCAGAAACCGUCAACACAUUCCAGUGAUUGAUUAUACAGAGUUAUACAUAAUGUCAGCACAACAAAUCUCACGGAGUCUUCUCCGGCGUACAGUUCAGCGAUCACAGAACUUGACGGCGACGAUUGACACUGCUCGAUUCACCAGCGCACGGAGGUCAAUUCACUAUGCGCGAAGCAGCAUCUCUGCCAUAACACCAUCUCAAAGCCGUCGCAGGCCGGUCUUACAUCCUAACCAUCAGACUUCGAACCUACCGAAGAUCAAUGGGCCGUCCACGGGCAAUAAGCGGUCUAUAUUCAUCCAGACGGAGUCGACGCCGAACCCGGAUGCUCUCAAAUUCCUACCUAACCAUCGCGUUCUUCCAGAAAACUUCCCAACUCCCUUCUUAGAGUACCUGUCGCCGAGGUCGACUCUCGCUCCGCCUCAUCCUUCACCACUAGCAGCCAAGCUACUCAAUGUUGAAGGCGUUUCAUCCGUUUUCUAUGGACCCGAUUUCAUUACUGUGACCAAGCAAAGCGACGUCAACUGGGCUCACAUUAAGCCCGAAGUCUUCAGUCUGAUCACCGAAGUCGUUACUUCCGGCGAACCGAUUGUGAAUACCGUUGAACGCACCUCUGGCGCCCAGGAUGCGCAAGAGGGUGGCGGCGAGGAUACUCUAAGCUACAACGAAGAGGACGACGAGGUAGUCGGUAUGAUCAAGGAGCUAUUGGAAACUCGCAUCCGACCAGCUAUCCAGGAAGACGGAGGAGAUAUUGAAUUCCGGGGAUUUGAGAAUGGGAUUGUCCUGUUGAAAUUGCGAGGAGCUUGUCGGACUUGUGACUCCAGUACCGUUACGCUGAAGAACGGUAUCGAGUCGAUGCUUAUGCACUACGUAAGUUAUACUACUCCUGUCAUUUCCUGGACUGUUUCAUUGACUCUCCGCUAGAUUGAGGAAGUCCAAGGUGUGCAGCAAGUUCUGGACCAAGAGGAAGAGGUCUCGAUGCAUGAAUUUGCCAAAUUCGAGGAGAAGUUGCGGCAGCAAAAGGGCCCAGGAGCUACGACCUCUUCUCCACUGGAUAGUGCUCCUGCUUGAGAUCAGUAGUUCUCUGUCUAUAGCAAGAUUCUGUAGUAUGUAUUGAUAGAAUGACACACAGCUUUUUCCUGAUUAUGUUCAUCUCUAUCCUGUCGCCAAUAAUUAUGUUCGCCACUUAUCCAUGACGGAUGAAGUUCGCCUUGCCACUCUGCUUCCGCCGCGGGGACAGGAGGUAAGGGCCUGGAUAAGGCUUGGAAGCUUUGUACCAUACCCCGCCAAUCGCAUGUACUACCAUAGUUCAAGAAGGGGGAUAUGCAUUGAGUCU